Molecule: messenger RNA, 348 nt
Organism: Dujonia railenensis
Lineage: Eukaryota; Fungi; Ascomycota; Pichiomycetes; Serinales; Debaryomycetaceae
Source: the annotation of a GenBank genome assembly
AUGUCAGAACAAGUAAUUAGAGACUUCGUUGAGGCGAUCAAUGAUCGUAAUUAUUCCCGUAUAGAAGAGUUGGUUGCAGGCUCGUAUAUUUACCAUGGCCAGAGCCAUCCUGACAGAGUUGGGUUUGAUGCUGCAAUUAUACAAGCUCUCAAGCCAUACUUAGAAAGUACGACCCUGAGAUUUGAAAUUGUGAAGUAUAAGGAAGAUGGCGAAUUUUCCUGGACUUUGACGAAGUAUGAAGGACUGGCAGAAGAUCAAGAGACUUGUCUUGAUAGGUAUAAAAUUAAGAAUAAUCAGAUAGUUGAGCAAUGGAAUGGAGAAGAGAAAUCAAGUCUGACUUUGGAAUAG